Messenger RNA from Penicillium egyptiacum, 1053 nucleotides. The record is from the annotation of a GenBank genome assembly. NCBI's taxonomy places the organism in Eukaryota, Fungi, Ascomycota, Eurotiomycetes, Eurotiales, Aspergillaceae.
AUGGGACUUGCAAUGGCGAAAAAUGUCCAAAGAUUUCUCCAGCAAGACAAAAAAUCCCAAUUAAGAUUCUGGAAUCGGACGGCGUCUCGCGGAGCGCCACUUGAAUUACUUGGAGCUAUUGGAUGCGAGUCUAUCGCCCAACUUGUCGCCGAAUGUGACCUGAUAUUCAUAUCUGUGAAUCUAGAAUGGACCCCUGUCACUGACACCAGGCAACAGACCAGUGAUGAUGCGGCUUUGAAUGGUAUCGUCGACCAGGUAUUGACUGUCAAAGAUAUUGAUGGCAAGUUGUUUGUGGACACUACCACCGUGCAUCCUAAUACGACCAAGGAGACAGAUGAAAAACUAAAGAAGCGAAAUGCAUCAUUCGUUGCUGCACCUGUCUUCGGAGCCACCCCGGCUGCGGAAAGUGGUACUGUGUUGAUGGCAAUGGGCGGCCCAAGCCAAGCAAUCGACAAAAUUGCACCUUUUGGAAAAGGUGUCCUUGCUCGGGAGGUGAUGAUUGUGUCGGAUCAGCCCGAGAAGGCCACUCUGCUCAAAACUUUAGGUAAUUUUAUCGUCGCAGGAACCAUGGAGAUUGUGGGAGAAGCCCAGGUGCUAGCGGAGAAAAGCAACCUUGGCACGGACAUGCUUGAAAAGUUACUUGAGCUGAAUUUUGGAAGUUUGAUUCAUUCCAGCUCUACACGUAUGACGCAGGGCGUUUACAUUCCUGAAGAAGGUCAAUCGCCUUGGUCCAACCUGGAUCUCGGUAUCAAGGAUGUUCAGCAUGGCAUCAAUUGUGCCCAAGACGUCGGCGCAAGAUUGAAAGUUGCCGAGGUGGCACUUGACAAUAUGGUACGGGCAAAGGGCUUUUCGGAUGCACAUGGCAGCCGGCCUUUGGAUUCAUCGUCUGGGUACGGAAUCAUACGUCAGGAUUCUGGCCUUGAGUUUGAGAAUACCUUCGUGAAGGAGCGAGAUACCAGGAAGACGGUUCUUCCUAAUAGUACAUUUCCACACCUAUGUAUGCAGGAGGGCCCGGGGCCGGAGGGGACUUACAAGAACCCUACAUCUAUAUAG